Triticum aestivum (bread wheat) is the source of this 2015-nucleotide messenger RNA. RefSeq lists its product as uncharacterized. The coding region runs from base 1 to 936 and encodes 311 amino acids. The transcript is spliced from 6 exons. The record is from RefSeq and is a predicted model, not a curated record. NCBI's taxonomy places the organism in Eukaryota, Viridiplantae, Streptophyta, Magnoliopsida, Poales, Poaceae.
AUGACGACCAAGGCCAGGCGGGCCAAGGUUACCAGUUUGCUCUUCGGUGCAAAGGAGCUCUACGAACUGAGCAUCGAGGCGUCCAGCAAAGAUGAGAAGAUCAUGGUGAACUGGUUCCCCAUGUCCCUCAAGGACGACGCACGCUCCUGGCUCCUGAACGUCCCUGUGGGAUCGGUCUCCUCCUGGGAUGAGAUGCGUGAGCGCUUCAUCGCAAACUUCCAGGGCAUGCGUGACCGCCGGCCGGCCGCGGGUGACCUUCGACGCAUCAUGCAACAACCAGGAGAGACACUGCAGAACUUAGUGCUAACCUCCUCCUCGUUCCCUAGAAAGCAGCUUAUAACCUCCCCGUGUACCCACCUCCUCCCAGAUUUUUCUAUCCCCAAUCUCUCUCUCUCUCUCUCUCUGUCAUCCCCAAAUCGCCUCUCAGCCGAGCUCCAUGACCGCACCGCUGCCUCGGCACCACCGAUUCCGGUUAGCUCUGGUGCUCUCCCGCAAAGUUUCUCACUAUCCCGGUUGUCCCUCGGUGCUCUCCACCGACCCCGCGCCGCCACGACGUCCUCCGCCCCUCUAUCGCAACCCUACUGGUCGCCGCGGGUCGCCGGCGCGGCUGCCGCGCCUCCUCUAGUUUCUAGCUUGGUCUCGGCGGUGUUGCUCUGCCUCGGGUACCUCACCUCCGACAUUGAUGGUUUAGUUCUGAAAUUGACCUUGCUUCAGCCAACAUGCGUGUGGUCGUUCUGUCUCUUAGCAGAAACAGAACUCCCUAUUUUUUUCCUAGAGAAGCCCAAACAAACCUGGGCCCUUUCAGGGGUCGAGGCCAUGGCUCACGUCUGGGGAUCAACACAUUUGAAUCUCCGCUUGUGGUACAUGUCCCCAUCUCUGUUCAGGGUGGCGCUACAAGAUCAAAUCGAAACCAGAUCACAUGGCAGCUCAGUCUGACCAUGCAUUCCUUCAAGGUUGAGUCAGAGCCUAGGUAGGUGUGAUGACGAGCACAAGUGGAUUGGAUAGUUGCCCUUCCACCCCCCUCUCCCCUUAUGUUCCUUAUAGUUCAUUGUUUUUUGUGCUGUUGCUUCUGCAGGUUCCGAAAAUUCAUUCAUAGGAAAUCCUAACGCGUGAUUAUACAUAAUUUUGUAUUUUCCAGAGGUCUCUACAUUGUAUUUUCCAUAAUUGGAAAAUACUUAUCAUUUAAUUUGGAGCUGAUGCAAGAUGCCAAAUUUAUUUAGUACAUGGUUAUAAGUUGCAUAAUCUGCAAUGUUGUUUAAUAAACUCAUGUUGAAAACGUUCUUGCCUUUAGAUUAUUAUAAUUAGCCCCACAUCUAUAUCUAUAUCAGGGUCUUCUUAAAUCACAUUUGUGAGCAUUUAUCACACUACCUAAUUUAGGUACAUCCAAAUCUAGCCUGGUGUGAAUUAUUUUCUUUGAACAUAAAGUAUUUUUGAAUUGUGGAAACCUUGCAUCUAUUUGUAUUUUCUGGAAAGCUGCAGAUCUUUCUUUAAAAACGAAGGAUCUGUGAUAUGUCAGCACAUGUUUUUCUUCAAAGGAGGUACCUCAUUUCUUACAUAGUAUGUUCAUUUCAAGGUUUAACUCAAUUAACACACAACAGAUUUGUUCAUAAGAAAGCAAUGAUCAAAAGUAUUUGUCGAAUGUUCGCUGUUACUCUCCUUUCUGCGUACAAAGCUGCUAAUGUCAUGGCAUUCAACUUCUGUAUGGUGCCCCUCUACAUUUUGUUGCUCUAUUAACCUGCUUUUAUCUACCGUAAGUUACUCAUGUAAUUUUUCGUUUCUCUAGAUUUCCAAGAUAAAUGGAUGAUGCAUGGCUCAGAUAUUGAUUGCAAGGCCAAGAAUGGGGUUACUGUUAGAUAAUUAGAAUGUCAUUUUCACGAUCAAUGUUUCAAACAUUGUAGUAGAUCACAAGGUCAAGAAUUAUGAUAAAACUAGAUAGUUUCACAUCUUGUAAUCUUUGGAUCAUGUUCUAUGCAACGCUGCACAAUCGAAUUAAUAUAUGAAGCAGGUUUAUUUUA